AUGGCCUCCAGGGAUUUUGCAAUAGGCAUGAUCUUCUUAUCUCAGAUCUUCUUACUCGGAUUCCUGGGGAAUUUCUUUCUUCCUUACCACUAUAGUUUCCUUUGUUUCACCAGAGGUAUGUUAUGGUCCACAGAUCUGAUUCUCAAGCCUCUGACCAUAGCCAACUCCUUGGUUAUACACUCUAAAGGAAUCCCACAAACAAUGGCUGCUUUUGGGUUGAAAGAUUCCCUCAGUGAUAUUGGAUGCAAACUUGUGUUUUAUGUUCACAGAGUGGGCAGGGCUGUGUGCACGGGCAACGCCUGCCUCCUGAGUGUCUUCCAGGUCAUCACCAUCAGCCCCUGCGAAUUCAGGUGGGCACAGCUUAAACUACAUGCCAGAUACAUUAGGUCCUUCAACAUCCUGGUCCUGUGCUGGAUUCUGAACAUGCUGGUAAAUAUUACUGUUCCUCUACAUGUGACUGGCAAGUGGAACAGCAUAAAUAGCACAAAGACAAAUGAUUAUAAGUAUUGUUCUGGAGGAGGUAGGAGCAGAAUUCUACAGUCAUUACAUAUUGUCUUGGUAUCAUCCCUUGAUGUUUUGUGUUUGGGGCUCAUGGCCUUGGCCAGUGGCUCCAUGGUUUUUAUCCUGCACAGGCGCAAGCAGCAGGUCCAGCACAUUCAUGGGACCAACCUCUCCCCCAGAUCCUCCCCUGAGUCCAGAGUCACCCAAAGCGUCCUGGUCCUGGUGAGCACCUUGUGUUAUUUUCCUCGCUCUCCUCCAUCUUUACAUCUUUUUCCUAAUCCCAGUUGGUGGCUGUUGAACACCUCGGCACUGAUCACUGCCUGUUUUCCCAUGGUCAGCCCCUUUGUGCUCCUGAGCCGCCAUCCCAGGAUACCCAGGCUGGGCUCUACUUGCUGUAGAAGGAAUCCACAGUUUCCUAAGCUGAUCAGAUAG
This is a messenger RNA of Nomascus leucogenys (northern white-cheeked gibbon), 933 nucleotides long. RefSeq names its product vomeronasal type-1 receptor 3. The record is from RefSeq and is a predicted model, not a curated record. Gene Ontology annotation, molecular function: pheromone receptor activity. Lineage: Eukaryota; Metazoa; Chordata; Mammalia; Primates; Hylobatidae. Gene Ontology annotation, biological process: G protein-coupled receptor signaling pathway. Gene Ontology annotation, cellular component: membrane.